Molecule: messenger RNA, 1120 nt
Organism: Macadamia integrifolia
Lineage: Eukaryota; Viridiplantae; Streptophyta; Magnoliopsida; Proteales; Proteaceae
Product: two-component response regulator ORR9-like
Exons: 5
Coding region: 187-867 (226 amino acids)
Biological process (GO): phosphorelay signal transduction system; cytokinin-activated signaling pathway
Source: RefSeq, a predicted model, not a curated record
AUUCCCCAACCCAACCCGUAAACCGCUCCUCUCCCACUUCUUCAUUUCUUCUCUUCCACUGCUUAAUGAACCUAUAAAAGCAUACACAUACACACAGAGGCACACAGCCCCAACUGCACCGACCCCCAUCAAACUUAAAAUUUUUAGAGAGAGAGAGAGAGAGAGAGAGAGAGAGAAGAGUUGGGAAUGAGUCCUUCAACAAAACCAGAAGACAUUGAAGAAAACCAAGAGGAUCAACACCACCACUUCCAUGUCUUAGCUGUAGAUGAUAAUCUCGUUGAUAGAAUGCUCUUGGAGAGGCUCCUUACUGUUUCUUCCUACCAAGUAACUUGUGUGGAAUCUGGUGAUAAAGCUUUGGAAUAUUUGGGUUUGCUUGGAAAUGUUGAUCUUGAUGAUUCUACCUCGUCUUCUUCAUCUUUUGCACCCCCAGAACAUGAGGCACAGAGUGUGAAGGAGAAAGUCAACUUGAUCAUGACUGACUACUCUAUGCCCGGGAUGACUGGCUAUGAUUUGCUGAAGCGAGUCAAGAAAUCAUCUUGGAAAGACAUUCCAGUGGUGGUAAUGUCGUCGGAGAAUGUGCCUUCCAGAAUCAACAUGUGUUUGGAAGGAGGAGCAGAGGAGUUCUUGUUAAAGCCUGUUCAGUUGUCAGAUUUGGAGAAGCUUCAACCCCAUCUUCUGAAAUCCCUGACAUGUAAAUGCAACAGUGCCAGCACCACCACCAACAACAAUGACAGUACCAGCAACUCUAACAACAAUGGCAUUAACAUAAACUGUAACAGAGACAACAGCAUUGAUAACAAUAGGAAACCAGUGUCCCCUGACCCACCAGAGAGAAUACCCAAACUCAAAGGCUUAACCGUGAUGUAAUUGUACCUAUAGAACUGUUUUACUUUGUGUUAUAGUACUAGAGAUGCAUAUCUUUAUUAGAUGACAACUACUCUCUCCUCUCUUCCCUCCCACCCCCAUCCACACCACCCAAACAUUUAAAGGAAAAAUGUUUUACUGAUAGGAAGUAGAGGAAGCUAUGAGGCAUUUUAUGUAUAUUACUUCAUUACUUAUAACUUGCCAUGUAACUGAAAGAGCAAAAAUACACUUAAAGCUCACAUAUCUUUAUCUUUUA